Molecule: messenger RNA, 511 nt
Organism: Notodromas monacha
Lineage: Eukaryota; Metazoa; Arthropoda; Ostracoda; Podocopida; Cyprididae
Source: the annotation of a GenBank genome assembly
AAUUGUGGCCAAGAAGGAGAUUUGCUUGAAAUCAAAGGUGGCAGUGGACUGGAUAGUGACAGUAUGCAGCCAUUCAAGACAUUCUGCUCUGUGAAUUCAGUCAAUGGUCCAACAGGAGCAAAGGAAGGCACAUACAAGGCCAGUGUUCUUUGUGGGUCCACCACAGUGAGGCUGUCAUCUUCAGGCCACAGCUACAACACAGUCAAGUUCUCUUUAAAGGCCAUUCCUCUGGACAACCCUGAACAGAUGCCGACUUUCCAGGGAGACCAGUUCUUUUGCCCAAUGGAAUUCUAAUAACAAACGCGUGGCUCCACCAGAAGACCAUACACAGUUACCAAGCAGUGGUGCUCACUUUCAGCACUGGGUUCAUUUGGGUUUCUUUCUUUCUUCCUUUGGUCGGUGUUUUGAGGCUUGGUUAGCUAAAAAUCUGUGGAUGGUCUUGUUCAUUGUCCGCGAAGCAUAAAUUGAGUUGACAUGACAAAUAAACAGCUAUGCUGAUGAGAGACGUGCA